Molecule: messenger RNA, 5253 nt
Organism: Dromaius novaehollandiae (emu)
Lineage: Eukaryota; Metazoa; Chordata; Aves; Casuariiformes; Dromaiidae
Gene: EIF3A
Product: eukaryotic translation initiation factor 3 subunit A
Exons: 22
Coding region: 124-4191 (1355 amino acids)
Biological process (GO): translation reinitiation; formation of cytoplasmic translation initiation complex
Cellular component (GO): eukaryotic translation initiation factor 3 complex, eIF3m; multi-eIF complex; eukaryotic translation initiation factor 3 complex, eIF3e
Molecular function (GO): mRNA binding; translation initiation factor activity
Source: RefSeq, a predicted model, not a curated record
AGACGUCAGCGCGCGCGGGUCACGGGGGCGCUCUCCCUUUCCGGCCUCGCAGGCUGCCUGGCUGGGCGCACGGAGGGAGCUGCCACCGCCGCCGCCCUGUGAGGAGACGCCGCUGCCGCCAUCAUGCCGGUGUAUUUCCAGCGGCCCGAGAAUGCCCUGAAGAGGGCGAACGAAUUCCUUGAGGUUGGCAAAAAGCAGCCCGCCCUUGAUGUUCUCUAUGAUGUUAUGAAAAGUAAAAAACACCGAACAUGGCAAAAGAUUCACGAGCCGAUUAUGCUGAAGUACCUAGAGCUCUGUGUGGAUCUCCGCAAGAGUCAUCUGGCAAAAGAAGGACUGUACCAGUACAAGAAUAUUUGUCAGCAGGUGAACAUCAAAUCUUUAGAGGAUGUUGUUCGAGCCUAUUUAAAAUUAGCUGAAGAAAAAACAGAAGCAGCUAAGGAAGAAUCACAGCAGAUGGUACUAGAUAUAGAAGACUUAGAUAACAUUCAAACUCCAGAAAGUGUUCUUUUGAGUGCUGUAAGUGGGGAAGACACUCAGGAUCGUACUGACCGACUGCUUUUGACACCUUGGGUUAAAUUUCUGUGGGAAUCGUAUAGACAAUGUUUGGAUCUUCUCCGAAAUAAUUCUAGAGUGGAACGUCUGUACCAUGAUAUUGCACAGCAAGCUUUUAAGUUCUGCCUGCAGUACACGCGUAAGGCUGAGUUCCGUAAACUCUGUGAUAACCUGAGAAUGCAUUUGGGGCAGAUCCAGCGUCAUCAUAACCAAAGCACGGCAAUCAACCUCAACAAUCCCGAUAGUCAGUCAAUGCACUUGGAGACCAGGCUUGUGCAGCUUGACAGUGCUAUUAGCAUGGAACUGUGGCAGGAAGCUUUCAAAGCAGUGGAGGAUAUUCAUGGGCUAUUUGCACUGUCGAAGAAACCACCCAAACCACAGCUGAUGGCAAAUUAUUAUCACAAAGUUUCAACUGUUUUCUGGAAAUCAGGAAAUGCUCUUUUUCAUGCAUCCACACUUCACCGACUUUAUCACUUAUCAAGAGAAAUGCGGAAGAAUCUCACACAAGAGGAGAUGCAGAGGAUGUCCACUCGAGUCCUUUUGGCCACUCUGUCGAUUCCUAUAACUCCUGAGCGAACUGAUAUUGCUCGCCUUCUGGAUAUGGAUGGCAUUAUUGUUGAAAAACAGCGGCGUCUGGCAACCCUGUUGGGUCUUCAGGCCCCACCUACACGUGGCAGUCUUAUUAAUGAUAUGGUAAGGUUCAAUGUAGUGCAGUAUGUUGUUCCAGAAGUGAAAGAGCUUUACAAUUGGCUUGAAGUAGACUUUCACCCACUAAAGUUGUGUAGUCGUGUCAGCAAGGUUCUGAACUGGGUGAAAGAUCAAGCUGAAAAGGAGCCUGAACUGCAACUCUAUGUUCCUCACCUGCAAAACAAUACCAUUCUUCGACUUCUGCAGCAGGUGGCCCAGAUUUAUCAAAGCAUUGAAUUUUCUCGUCUGGCUAACCUGGUUCCUUUUGUUGAUGCCUUCCAGUUGGAACGUGCUAUUGUAGAUGCAGCCAGACAUUGUGACUUACAAGUUCGCCUUGAUCAUACUUCUCGAACACUGAGCUUUGGUUCAGAUUUGAAUUACAGCACUAGAGAAGAUGCUCCACUAGGCCCUCAGCUACAAAGCAUGCCUUCUGAGCAAAUUAGAAAUCAGUUGACUGCUAUGUCCUCAGCUCUGGCUAAGGCUCUUGCAGUCAUUAAACCUCCUCACUUACUGCAAGAGAAGGAAGAACAGCAUCAGCUGGCAGUCAAUGCCUUCUUAAAAAAUUCAAGGAAGGAGCAUCAACGUAUUCUUGCACGUCGUCAGACUAUAGAGGAAAGAAAAGAGCGCCUUGAAAGUUUAAACAUUCAGCGUGAAAAAGAAGAACUGGAACAACGUGAAGCAGAAUUACAAAAAGUUCGAAAAGCUGAAGAAGAGAGACUGCGCCAGGAAGCAAAGGAACGGGAGAAGGAGCGUAUCCUGCAAGAGCAUGAACAAAUCAAAAAGAAGACUGUUCGUGAGCGCUUGGAGCAGAUUAAGAAGACUGAACUGGGAGCCAAAGCAUUUAAAGAUAUUGAUAUUGAGGAUCUUGAGGAGUUGGAUCCUGACUUUAUUAUGGCUAAGCAAGUUGAACAGCUGGAGAAAGAGAAGAAGGAACUCCAGGAACGUCUGAAGAAUCAGGAGAAAAAGAUUGACUAUUUUGAAAGAGCGAAGCGCUUAGAAGAAAUUCCGUUAAUAAAGACUGCCUAUGAGGAACAAAGAGUGCAUGAUAUGGAGUUGUGGGAGCAACAGGAAGAAGAAAGGAUCACUACUUUGCAGUUGGAGCGUGAGAAAGCCCUUGAGCAUAAGAACAGACUGUCAAGGAUGUUGGAGGAUAGGGAUUUAUUUGAAGCCAGGCUCAAAGCGUCACGACGAACAGUUUAUGAGGAUAAACUCAAGCAGUUCCAGGAAAGGUUAGCAGAGGAAAGGCGUAAUCGCUUGGAGGAACGCAAGAAGCAACGCAAAGAGGAGAGACGCAUUAUUUAUUACAAAGAAAAGGAAGAGGAAGAGCAAAGAUUACGAGAGGAACAACUGCUUAAAGAGCGUGAGGAGAAGGAGCGCAUUGAGCGAGAGAAACGUGAGCAAGAACAGCGUGAAUACCAGGAACGUGUCAAAAAACUAGAAGAACUAGAGAAGAAAAAACGCCAAAGAGAAAUGGAGAUAGAAGAAAGAGAGCGUCGCAGGGAAGAAGAAAGGAGGGGUCUGGAUGACCCAUUUUCAAGAAAGGAAUCUCGUUGGGGCGAUAGGGAGUCUGAAAGCUCCUGGAGAAGAGGUGGUGAGACAGAAUCUGAGUGGCGACGAGCACCAGUGGAAAGAGAUUGGCGUAGAGGAGAAGCAAGAGAUGAUGAAAGACCUUUUCGACGAGGGGAUGAUCUGCCCCGACGAGGGGAUGAUCUGCCCCGACGAGGGGAUGAUCUGCCCCGACGAGGUGCUGCUGAAGAAAAGGAACGUCCUCCUUUGGAAGCAGCUGAAGACAGGCCACCUAGGCGUGAAGGGGAAGAGGACAGGCCACCUAGGCGUGAAGGGGAAGAGGACAGGCCACCCAGACGUGGUUUGGAUGAAGACAGGCCUCCUAGGCGUGGUUUGGAUGAUGACAGAGGAAGCUGGAGAGUUGCAGAUGAUGACAGGGGUCCCAGGCGCGGGAUGGAUGAUGACAGGCCCCCCAGACGUGGUUUGGAUGAUGAUAGGCCACUGAGGCGUGGCUUGGAUGACGACAGGGGCAGUUGGCGUGCAGCAGACGAUGACAGAGGACCCAGACGUGGGCUGGAUGAUGACAGACCACCAAGGCGGGUUUUGGAUGAUGAUAGACCACCCAGGCGUGGGCUGGAUGAUGACAGGGGCAGUUGGCGUGCAGCAGAUGACGACAGGGGUCCCAGACGUGGGAUGGAUGACGACAGGGGUCCCAGACGUGGGAUGGAUGACGACAGGGGACCAUGGCGUAGUGCAGAUGAUGACAGGCUCUCCAGAAGAGAUGAUGACAGGGGUCCAUGGCGUAGUGGGGAUGAUUCACGGCCAGGUCCUUGGAGACCAUUUGGUAAACCAGGGGGGUGGAGAGAACGAGAAAAGGCUCGUGAGGACAGCUGGGGCCCCCCCCGAGACUCCAGACCUCCAGGAGACCGUGAAUGGGAUAGAGACAAAGAUCGUGAUGAAACUGAAAAAGACCGUGAAUUUGACAGAGACCGAGAUUUUGAUAGAGAUGAUCGUUUCAGGCGUCCCAGGGAUGAUGCUGGCUGGAGAAGAGGACCAGCUGAGGAAACUUCCAGCUGGAGGGAUUCAAGCCGUCGUGAAGAAUGGGACAGAGGUGGUCGUGACAUGAGAGAUCGACGUAUUGAUGACAGAGAUCUACCCCUCAGAAGGGGACCACCGCUCAGAUCUGACCGUGAAGAACCAAGCUCAUGGCGGCGUGCUGAUGAUAGGAGAGAAGAACGUGGAGAAGAACGUGAACCAGUGCGGCGAUCUGCUCCUGCUCCUGCUCCUGCUGCUCCUCCAGCUUCUGCUCCCCCACCAGUAUCAAAAGAACGAGAAAAAGAUGGGGAGAAGGAGAAGGGUUCCUGGAAGACAGAAAAGGAGCGUGAGUCUCUUCGCCGUACUAAAAAUGAGACAGAUGAAGAAGGAUGGACCACUGUACGACGUUAAGCGAAAAUCAAAACAGAGUUUAACCAAUGUUUUAGCUUUGAUUUGAUUGAAUCCACAGGUUAUAUUUGUGCUUAUAAACAUUCUCGAUUGGAAUUCUUUAACAAAUAUUUUGAGGUAACAUGAAAGCAUGAGCCUGAAUUACUUACUCAUAUAGAUUGAUCAUGCACAAAACUCACAGCAGAAGUUUGGAAAUUGAAUACCAGUUUUUGAAAUUUCAAAUAUUGCUUAUUUCAUGGAUCACUUGUUGCUAAAAUAAAAAGAAGCAAGCCCAACAGCUGUCUUGAAUAAUACUUCUAUCUUUCACCAAAACAAGCUGACCUUUUUUAUUUUUAGUUGUUCUUAAUUUGGAAUGGGGUAUUAUCAUCACAAAACAUGCAUCUGAAAACACCUCUGUUCACACAGUGGUGGAAUUAUUGAAAAGCAGAUCUGGAUCAAUUUCCAUAAUUAGCCAAAAAAAAAAGAUAUUAAACCCUCUCUUAUUUCGGUAUUUUUGAGGGCAAAUGGUUUUGAGAGACAUUUUAUCAUUAUCUAAAUUCAGUAAGUUGUUGAAAUUUGAAUUAAAUACAGUAAACAUUAUGAGCAUUAGCUACACUGGGAUAUUUUCUGUAGAUUUACUUGAAUACAUAUGCCUAUAAAGCCAUUUUGCAGUCAUUGUUCCAGUAAUGUAUACUGCUGCAGUGUACAACCACAAAACUGAAAGCUUUUAUGAUUCAAGCAUUUUGGUAAGCAUAUUGUUAUGUAUUUUCUGUUGCCAAGAGCACAGCUGCUUUUUCCAUUACUGGAUAAUUCAUGCCUUUCAAGGAUUUAUAAAUAUUGUCAUAUUUAAAAUGUGUGGUUUUGGAGAAAUUGUUGAUUCCCCCCCCCCCCCCCCCCCCCCCCCCAAAUUCUUUGUCUUCAGGGUACAUUCUUUCCCUUUCCAAAAAAGUGGUUUGUAGUAAUGGCUGUGUUGACUUCAAUUUUGGGGUGCAGUAACAAUGAUUAACUAUCUGGCCAUACUGAAGCCAACACAGAACUUGCUGCUGUGUGUUUCUUCAAUGAUAAAUAAACAACUUCUGGAAUUAG